AGAGCAUCACACCACUUUAUACCAGCUGACCAGCGUGGACUGAAUCGUACAGCAGUAGUACGGCCCCCUACGCUGGAGAACGGACACAGCAGGCCUAGUACGUCUUGUAGGCUUUGAAGUUAUAGUUACAAAAUUUGCCUCAAAACUUUCAUCAACUAACAACACUUGCAAAUCAAAUUAGGCUCAAGAGAAACUGUUAUCAUCUUGGGACUUCGGGAAUCUCGGCCGUUUUUGAAAUGGAGGAAAGUAUGGAAACUGACUUAACACUAACAGACGUGGGGAAGCAGUCAACAUCGACGGACAAAUCGAGUAAAAAGUCGAAGUACGAAUUACCAUGGGUUGAGAAGUACAGACCAACUCUGCUGACUGACAUCGUAGGGAACGAGGAGACCAUAAGCAGGCUGGAAGUCUUCUCCAGGGAAGGCAACGUACCCAAUGUUAUCAUAGCUGGGCCACCGGGCACCGGUAAAACCACAAGUAUCCUAUGCCUGUGUCACGCAUUGCUGGGUCCUAACUACAAAGAUGCAGUGCUGGAAAUGAACGCAUCCAAUGACAGAGGCAUUGAUGUUGUCAGGAACAAGAUCAAAACAUUUGCUCAGAAGAAGGUCACGCUGCCCAAAGGUCGCCACAAGGUCAUUAUUCUGGAUGAGGCAGACAGUAUGACCAGUGGAGCCCAGCAAGCCUUGCGCCGCACCAUGGAGAUCUACUCCAAGACCACACGCUUUGCCCUGGCCUGCAACGCCUCGGACAAGAUCAUCGAGCCCAUCCAGUCACGCUGUGCCGUUUUGCGGUACUCGCGGCUGACUGACAAGCAGCUUCUCCAGCGACUGAUGGAGAUUGGAGAGCAGGAAGGGGUGGAAUGCACAGACGAUGGGCUGGAGGCCAUCAUCUACACAGCCCAGGGUGACAUGAGACAGGCAAUAAACAACAUGCAGUCAACGUAUUCUGGGUUUGGGGUCAUCAACAGCGAGAAUGUAUUCAAAGUUUGCGAUGAGCCCCACCCCAUCCUCAUCAAAGACAUGUUUGCCAGGUGCAUUGAGGGGGACGUGGACAAGGCCUACGAGGUGAUGGAACACAUGUGGGACAUGGGCUACGCACCUGAAGACAUCAUCUCCAACAUGUUCCGGGUGUGCAAGACGUACGACAUGGCCGAAUACCUUAAGCUGGAGUUCAUCAAGGAGAUUGGCUUCACGCAUCUGAGGAUUGCAGAGGGAGUGAACUCACUGCUACAACUCAGCGGUUUGCUGGCCAGGCUGUGCCAGAAAGGGGUGUUACCCACUGAGGAGUCUUGAUUCCUGCCUUCGAAUGCACAGACUAUCCACUUCAUGAGACUUCCUCACUUUUUUUAACCCCGAAAUACUGUGCAGAUGUAGGUCAGACUAAAUAUCAUUUCAAGUAUUUUUUCCUACUCGACCACUGUAACAUUAUGGAUAGAAACAUAUAUAUUUAAGUACCUCUCCACUGUUUAAGGGAUGCCCUCGUCUGGUUGUGCUCUGAGAUGAUAAACUGGUUGUCAAGAGUGGUUUGCCUGAACUGACAUUGGGUUAAGAGUGUCAGGAAUUGCAUCCUGUCCAUAGUGAUGGAAGUCCUGCAGUUUCUGGCAUUUUGUUUGACAUUUAAACUUGUCACACAUUUGCAUGUCAUUAACUUUCCCGCUAACUCUUAAGGGCCAUCCUAUAUUCAUAUUGCCACCCCUGCAUCUACAGUGUCAUUUAUAUUAUUGCUUUUAUUGUACACGAUGAUUUCAGUACUGAUUUUGGCACUGAAAAAGAGAAAUUCUUGUACGUGUAUAUUUGUAUGGCCAAAUUGCAAACAGAAAUCAAAAUAAACAGUGUUCCACAGCAUUAUUGAAUGCUUUCGUCCAA
Acanthaster planci (crown-of-thorns starfish) is the source of this 1865-nucleotide messenger RNA. It is a transcript of the gene rfc2, whose product is annotated as replication factor C subunit 2. The record is from RefSeq and is a predicted model, not a curated record. Gene Ontology annotation, cellular component: DNA replication factor C complex; nucleus. Gene Ontology annotation, biological process: DNA-templated DNA replication; DNA repair. Gene Ontology annotation, molecular function: ATP binding; DNA binding; DNA clamp loader activity. NCBI's taxonomy places the organism in Eukaryota, Metazoa, Echinodermata, Asteroidea, Valvatida, Acanthasteridae.